This is a messenger RNA of Nothoprocta perdicaria, 2255 nucleotides long. RefSeq names its product prolyl 3-hydroxylase 2 (gene P3H2). The record is from RefSeq and is a predicted model, not a curated record. NCBI's taxonomy places the organism in Eukaryota, Metazoa, Chordata, Aves, Tinamiformes, Tinamidae. Bases 102 to 1697 code for a protein of 531 amino acids. Gene Ontology annotation, cellular component: endoplasmic reticulum. The transcript is spliced from 15 exons. Gene Ontology annotation, molecular function: procollagen-proline 3-dioxygenase activity; L-ascorbic acid binding; iron ion binding. Gene Ontology annotation, biological process: collagen metabolic process.
GCGCAGACUUCGAGCGCAGGGUGCCCUACAGCUACCUGCAGCGCGCCUACAUCCAGUUGAACAAGCUGGAUGAAGCAGCAGAUGCAGCUCACACUUUCUUCAUGGCAAACCCUGAGCACAUGGAAAUACAGCAGGAUAUUGAGAAUUACAAAACGACAGCAGGGAAGGUCAAUCUGAUUGACCGAGAGGCCAAGCCACACAUGGAGGACUACACUGCUGGGGUGAGGCACUACGAUAAGGAGGAGUACGACCUUGCCAUUGAGUUCUUGGAGCGUGCAUUGAAAGAGUACUACUCUGAGGAUGAAGACUGCCAGAUCAUGUGUGAAGGGCCUCAGAGAUUUGAGGAGCAYGAAUACCUGGAAUAUAAGGGUGGCCUCUAUGAAGCUAUUGCAGAUCACUACAUGCAAGUCCUGAUGUGCAAACACGAUUGCAUCCGAGAGCUUGCUACACGUUCAGGACGUAUCUCACCCAUUGAAAAUUUCCUUCCGCUCCAUUAUGAUUACUUGCAGUUUGCCUAUUACAGAGUCGGUGACUACGUAAAAGCUCUGGAAUGUGCCAAGUCCUACCUCCUGUUCCACCCAGAUGAUGAAGAUGUCUUGGAGAACGCAAGUUAUUAUGAGGGUCUUCUGGAAGGUACCCUGGAUCCAGACACCAUCAAACCUAGAAAGGAAGCUAAAAUGCUGCUGAAGCGCCAUAAGCUGGAAUCUCAGCUCUUGCAGAUGGCUGCAGACGGCCUUGGAUUCGCCUACACAGAGCCGAACUACUGGAACCGAUAUGGAGCCCGUCAGGAUGAACACAGUGUCCCAUCAAGUAUUAGCAGUGAACCAGAGGAUGGGCCCAGGCUGUCCCUAGGAAAGAAACCUGGGUCAAAAAUAGAUCGAGAGUUGAAGGAGGGGGGUCCUCUUCUCUACAGUGAUGUGAAGUUUGUCUACAACUCCCAGCAGCUGAACGGUACCCAGCGAGUGCUGUUGGAUAAUGUCAUCUCAGAGGAGCAGUGCCGAGAGCUUCACAGGGUGGCCAGUGGAAUCAUGUUGGCUGGAGAUGGUUACAGGGGCAAAACCUCACCCCAUACSCCAAAUGAGAGAUUUGAAGGAGCCACUGUCCUCAAAGCCCUCAAGUACGGCUAUGAGGGUCGUGUCCCACUGAAGAGUGCCCGCCUCUUCUACGACAUCAGUGAGAAGGCUCGUCGGAUCGUCGAGUCUUACUUCAUGCUGAACUCCACGCUCUACUUCUCCUACACACACUUGGUGUGCCGCACAGCCCUGUCUGGCCAGCAGGAGAAGAGGAACGACCUGAGCCAUCCCAUCCAUGCUGACAACUGCCUCUUGGACCCUGAGGCCAACGAGUGCUGGAAGGAACCUCCUGCCUACACCUUCCGGGACUACAGCGCCCUCCUGUACAUGAAUGCAGAUUUCGAAGGAGGCGAGUUCAUUUUCACGGAGAUGGAUGCCAAAACUGUAACCGCCUCUAUCAAACCCAAGUGUGGGCGAAUGAUCAGUUUCUCGUCAGGUGGUGAGAACCCCCACGGGGUGAAAGCAGUUACCAAAGGCCAGAGGUGCGCUGUGGCUCUCUGGUUCACCAUGGACCCACUUUACAGAGAGCUGGAGCGAAUCCAGGCAGAUGAAGUGAUAGCAAUGUUGGACCAGGAGCACCUAGGACCCAGUGAAAUGAACAUCAACCCAAAGGAUGAGCUAUGAACUAGGCCAAAGACUUUUUCUAUUAAAUAUUUAUUUAAUAUUGUUAAUCUUAUUAGAACCUCUCUAUUUUUGUACAGAGUUGCUGUAUAAAUUAACAGGUUAAUAUGAUUGUGGAGUUUCAGAAACACCUCUUCUGUGUUUAGUGCAGCUCUUGCUGGAACCCCUUGUUCUUGUGCCAACAUCUCCUGCUGAGCCUAACUCUUGGAUUUCCUGUCCUUUUCUUAGCACUUCUCAGGACUUAGAUGCACCGUAACAACUCGGGGGACCCCUUUCUUCUUCCUCAGGCAGAAGUAUCUGCUUCUCCUCGGUGCCCUAUUGUGAGAAACAUCUUCUGUAUGAUGAGGGGACAUUGACAGCACCACUUCUGUACUGUCCAAAGACCCAGGCAGUGCUGCCCUCAACCCCUUGGUUUAUUCAGGACAAYUCACACUAGCAACGCACUAAAGCAAGACGACUACUUAGCAGCUACCUGCGAAACAAGGCACCUACAUAGCAGUUACUUACGAGAGGAUACUUGCCAGCAGGAUAGCGAGACCCAUCAUUCUGCUUGAUGGAUGA